AUGCCACCAACAGCAUACGAGAUACAACGCCAGAAGAAUCUCGAAAGAAAUAAACUCUUGCUUGAAUCUCUGGGCAUCGAACCUCUAUUCCCUCCUCCGGCGAAACAGACCAAAAACCUGACGAAGGGCGCCAGCAAGAAGCGUAAAGCACCGAGUCCUACUGAUGACUCUGCUAUCGAUGUGGAAAAGCCUGCCAAGAAACAAGCGCGUCCAAGUGCUCCUGCAGAGAAUGCCGCUGGCCUGCGAAGGAGCGCGAGGAACUCCGGGAAGACAGUGGAUUACAACGCGGUUCAGGAGCGCGGUCAGCCAGCUCCUGUGGCGAAGAGUUCGUUAGAACAUGAUAGGGACGCAAACAGGCCCAUGGGGAAGAGAAAGCACGACCCGAAAACCUUUGGGGCUAUCCCUGGUGUACCAGUUGGGACGUGGUGGGAGACCAGGGAAGCAUGCAGCCUGGAUGCUAUCCACGCCCCCUGGGUCGCUGGUAUUUCUGGGGGACCCAAAGGAACUUAUUCAAUCGCUCUUUCUGGUGGUUAUCCCGACGAUGUUGACCUUGGCAGCGCCUUCACAUACACGGGCUCAGGUGGUCGUGAUCUCAAAGGAACAAAGAGCGCUCCUAAGAACCUUCGUACCGCUCCUCAGUCGUGCGACCAGAGUUUCGAUAAUCCGUACAACAAGUCCCUGAAGAUAUCUUCGGAGUCCAAAAAGCCUGUCAGGGUGAUCCGGGGCUACAAACUAGACUCUCCAUACGCGCCAGCUGAAGGGUACCGUUACGACGGGCUUUACGUCGUUGAGAAGGCCUGGAUGGACCAAGGUGUCGAAGGCUUCCUCGUGUGCAGAUUCGCUCUCAAGCGGCUUGCCAAUCAAGCUCCUCUCGUAACUAGUACCGAACCUCAAGCCGAAGUGAGCGGUGGUGAGGAGAGUGGUGCUAUCUCCGAAGAGUCUCAGACCGCUGUCGCUGAGAGCGGCGGAGCCGACGCUGCCUCCGACGAGCAGUGAUAUCGACGCGACCUCAUAUCAACCUUAACCAGCUCGGGCAGAUUGCCGACCGUUAAAAUUCCCAGGCGACAACCAAUCCAUCGUCCGAGGACGACCCCAUUUGCUAUCAAUUGCUUUCAUUCUGUAUAUCAUUAUCCUUGCUUUCUUGGUUCUAUGGAUGCUGGUAAAGGCUACCCUUCC
Molecule: messenger RNA, 1176 nt
Organism: Stereum hirsutum FP-91666 SS1
Lineage: Eukaryota; Fungi; Basidiomycota; Agaricomycetes; Russulales; Stereaceae
Exons: 12
Coding region: 1-996 (331 amino acids)
Biological process (GO): negative regulation of gene expression via chromosomal CpG island methylation; protein ubiquitination
Molecular function (GO): ubiquitin protein ligase activity
Source: RefSeq, a predicted model, not a curated record